Messenger RNA from Eurytemora carolleeae, 1700 nucleotides. RefSeq lists its product as uncharacterized. Gene Ontology annotation, cellular component: mitochondrion. The transcript is spliced from 9 exons. NCBI's taxonomy places the organism in Eukaryota, Metazoa, Arthropoda, Copepoda, Calanoida, Temoridae. The coding region runs from base 341 to 1642 and encodes 433 amino acids. The record is from RefSeq and is a predicted model, not a curated record.
UCUUGAAAACUGUUCAUUUUAAUUUUAGGUUCUAUGUGCUUAAGUGACUUGCGUAUUUCUUGCUUCUGAAACAAUGACGGAAUUAUUGGAUAAAACACUUCAAUUUCGCUAUCGUCCACAUUAUUUAUCAGAUAAAGUUUUCUAGAGUACUCUUGUAAAUCGGGCAGUGCCCCUCGGGGUUUUUUAAUAAAGGGCCACUUAUUUUUAACUUUUUAGUAAAAAAAAUUUAUUCACAUCAGUAGUCCUUUGAAGAUUUUAAAAAUUUUAUAAUAGAAAAUGUUUUCAUGUUUAUCCUUGGAUUUUAUCGUAUUGUAGAAUUAUUUGUUUAAAUUUUCAGAAAAUGAAUAAUGCCGUUCAACUAAAUAUUCGGCGGAUUUUCCUUCGAAAAAAAUGGCGGGAUAAUUUGUUAAGCCGAGGUGUAGUGAAUGAUAGUUUCCAACUGAGAGAGGCGUGGCAGGAACGCCUUCAGGCCCCGGUCUUCUCAAAGAUAAAGAUGGGCGAGUAUUUUGUUGAGCUGGAUAAAAAGUUUGCGAACGAGUACAGAGGAUCAGCUGUAGACGUGGAUAUAUUUGCUAAUAAUGUGAAAACAGAUACGCAGGCCGAACAUAUGGAGGAAUUACUGCAUAAGCUACGCCGGACCCCGCACACUGUUCACACCUCUCCUUCAACACAGCAUGCGGCAGUGCGCAGUAUGCUCGACCACGGGGAAAUAUCUAAUCUUGUCAAGAUGCUAGAUGAUCGGAGGGGGGGGGGUCCAAAAAUCUUACUUGAAGCGGGUGAAUUGAGGGCAGCAGCUAGAUGUGCCAGUCAGCUCAUGCUUCAAGAAGAAAAUUAUACUUUACCUUCGGCCCUAGGUAAUUUAUCCUGUUGGAGAUAUUACUCGUCAGGACGCCAGGACCCAUGGUUCUACCCGGAGGAGAUUCAGGUCGAUGAGAACCCCGACGAGGUCAUCAGGGUCCGGGUAAAAGUUGUUCCAAACAAUUAUUUCGAUGAUCAUUUUGAUCUGCGCGAUCCUGAUCGUAUCCUGGGGAAAACUUUAAUUCAUUUCAACUCUGGUAGCUCCGAUACUGUUUCCAGAUCUUUGAAUAUUCUUGGCAACUUCCUGUUCGGGAACCAAAGUCGUGUUAUUGAACUCCUCGCUUCCGGAGAAGUUGCCCAAUCCGUCCUGGACGCCCUGGCUGAGAACGAAGAACUGAAGGACUCCGUGAGCUCCGCUAAAGCUGUGGAGCUGGAUCUAGAUGAAAGCUUGUUAAGUGUAUGCCGGGACCUGGAGAAUAAUGUGAGGACGGAUUUGACGGAGAAACAGAAGAAUCUAUAUAAACAGUGGAACCAGGAGAGAAAUGAAGAAUUACAAAGGCAGUAUGAAGUAUUACAACGAGCUGCUAGAGUUGAAGCGAUCUCACAAACCAAAGCAAAUCUUCUAAAAACUGAGGAAAAACUUUUCUUCUUUGAGAACCUGGACAGAUAUGAGAUUGAGAAGGAGGAUAAGGUCAAGGCCUGGGUUCGAACCCUACCGAAGACCAACUGGAAUAUGAAAAACUAUCCUCAGAGGGCUUAUUAUAAGAAGAGGGAGGUGGCUGAUGGUGAGAGGAAGAUUGCUAGAUGGGAGAAAAGAGAAUUAAAGAAAGGACCACCAAAAUAAUUCAUAGUUCUUUCUCAUUUCUUUAUUUGUUUACUUAAAUAUAGUUGAUAUAAUUACA